AUGCUGUACUACCUACAACAACAACCGGAACCGAGGAGGAAGGGGAGGGACUUGCGCGCUUAUAGCACUUAUGGCUUCCAACUCUUUUGCCUUACAAUACACAGCAUGGCUUCACAACCUCUCGUUCAUCAGAUCGUACACAAACAUGACCCUCUCCUCUCAAUGAGCACGCGCGAUUUGGUUGCUUGGAAUGGAGCGAUCCCUCAACAUUCAUACUGA
This is a messenger RNA of Pseudocercospora fijiensis CIRAD86, 219 nucleotides long. RefSeq lists its product as uncharacterized. The coding region runs from base 1 to 219 and encodes 72 amino acids. The transcript is spliced from 5 exons. The record is from RefSeq and is a predicted model, not a curated record. Lineage: Eukaryota; Fungi; Ascomycota; Dothideomycetes; Mycosphaerellales; Mycosphaerellaceae.